CCCCCUCCGGGUAGCGCUGAACGGCCGCGUCUGUCUGUUUGUCUGUCAGAAACUGCGCGGGAGGGGAGGAGCAGCUGCCGCCGCCAACGACAUCUGCAGAGACCGGACGAGGCUUUUGGAACCGGAUUCCGGCUGGCCUGGGAUCGUGACAGCAUCGGCGUUUAACGUUCAAGGCAGCGGCGCACUCUCCGGGCGGGCAACCAUGGCCGAGGUGGAGCAGCAGUUCGGCGCUACCCAAAACGGACACGAAGCGGCGGCUGCGGCGGCGGCCGAGAGCUCAGCGAGUGGCGGCGACGAGGAGCAGCAACAGGAACAGCAGCUGGAGGAGGAAGAGGAGGAAGAGGUGGUGGCUGCAGCGGUGGUGGCCGAGGCAGGAGACGGGGACGGGGAUGGAGACGGGGAUGGAGAAGAGGCGGGACAGUCGGCAGCUUCAGCCGAGGCGACUGGUAGCCAGAACGGAGCCGAAGGCGACCAGAUCAAUGCCAGCAAGAACGAGGAGGAUGCGGGGAAAAUGUUUGUUGGUGGCCUCAGUUGGGAUACAAGCAAAAAGGACUUGAAAGACUACUUCACAAAAUUUGGUGAAGUGACUGACUGCACAAUAAAGAUGGAUCCCAAUACCGGGAGAUCUAGAGGCUUUGGAUUCAUUCUCUUCAAAGAGGCAGCAAGUGUUGACAAAGUUUUGGAGCAGAAAGAACACAAGUUGGAUGGACGAGUGAUUGAUCCUAAAAAGGCAAUGGCAAUGAAAAAGGAUCCUGUGAAGAAAAUAUUUGUUGGUGGACUUAACCCAGAAGCAGCAGAAGACAAAAUCAGGGAAUAUUUUGGAGAGUUUGGAGAGAUUGAGGCGAUUGAACUUCCGAUGGAUCCUAAGACCAACAAAAGAAGGGGUUUUGUGUUCAUCACGUUUAAGGAAGAAGACCCAGUCAAGAAGAUCUUGGAGAAAAAAUUCCACAAUGUCAGUGGUAGCAAGUGUGAGAUAAAGGUAGCUCAACCGAAAGAAGUAUAUCAGCAACAACAGUUUGGUUCUGGAGGUGGCCGGGGAAGAGGUGGAAGAAGAGCUCAAAGUCAAAAUUGGAAUCAAGGUUAUGGCAAUUACUGGAACCAGGGUUAUGGGAGUCAAGGAUACGGCUAUCAGCAAGGUUAUGGUGGCUAUGGAGGCUAUGAUUAUUCAGGAUAUGGGUAUUUUGGAUAUGGACCGGGCUAUGAUUACAGUCAAGGCAGUUCAAAUUAUGGGAAAGCUCCAAGGCGUGGUCAUCAGAAUAACUACAAGCCAUAUUGAUCAAAGGUAUUCAGGUAUGCAGUGGCAUGCUCUCAUGCAGAAAACUACUGCAUAGGUUUUGUACUCAAUGCUGUAGAUGGACAUUACAAUUAUGUACCAAAAUUAACUUUACAAUACAUUUCUAUGGCCUGUUAUGUGUAUCUGAAGAGCUCCCUGGAAAUGUCUUUGUUUAAUAUUUACAGAUAAUAGUUGUCUAGACAGUGUGGUGUGUAAAUUUCAGCCUUGCUGAAGAUUAAUGAUUUUAUUGAUAGGUUAAAUUGAAAUUGAUUUUGAGGGUCUGCUUAAAGCUGCAGCUCUGUAUUUAGGGACUGCCUCUUGGA
Molecule: messenger RNA, 1596 nt
Organism: Elgaria multicarinata webbii
Lineage: Eukaryota; Metazoa; Chordata; Lepidosauria; Squamata; Anguidae
Gene: HNRNPAB
Product: heterogeneous nuclear ribonucleoprotein A/B
Exons: 8
Coding region: 203-1276 (357 amino acids)
Biological process (GO): regulation of gene expression
Cellular component (GO): nucleoplasm; chromatin
Molecular function (GO): RNA binding
Source: RefSeq, a predicted model, not a curated record